Molecule: messenger RNA, 738 nt
Organism: Colletotrichum costaricense
Lineage: Eukaryota; Fungi; Ascomycota; Sordariomycetes; Glomerellales; Glomerellaceae
Product: Dcp1-like decapping family protein
Exons: 1
Coding region: 1-738 (245 amino acids)
Biological process (GO): deadenylation-dependent decapping of nuclear-transcribed mRNA; positive regulation of catalytic activity; deadenylation-independent decapping of nuclear-transcribed mRNA
Cellular component (GO): P-body
Molecular function (GO): enzyme activator activity; mRNA binding
Source: RefSeq, a predicted model, not a curated record
AUGUCCCGAUCAACCCCCCGUCGACGCGGCGGCGGCCACGCCCGCCACUCCUCCCAAGGAAACCCAAUCUCCGGCCCCCGCCCGGUUCAAUCCGACUACGAAUCCGACGCGGCGCACUACAUCGACUCCCACCCCGUCCCGGACCCGAACCCAGCCCUCCUCAACCGCACAAACACGGACCUCAACCUCUCCGUCCUCCGCCGUUACCUCCCCUCCAUAAACUCAACCCUCUCCAUCGCCGCCAACGCCGUCGUCUACACCUUCAAUCCCACCCUCCCGGGCUGGGACAAGACGGGCAUCGAGGGGACCUAUUUCCUGUGCAUGCAGGACCCCGUCCCCGGCGCGGCACCAAAUCCGAGAGCAUGCAUCUUUGUGUUGAAUCGCCGCGGGCUGGAGAACGUGAUUCUCGAUCUGAGCGAGGUGGACGACUUUGAAGUCAUGGACGAGAUUUACAUCUUUCGCCUCCGUGGCACGAGCGAGGAAGCCGCAGAAGGAACCAACAAAGUCAUGGGCAUCUGGAUCCACGCAGACAAGGAGGACACGCGCGUUAUGAACGCCGCCCUCAUCUCCGAGACGCUGAGACACGUCCGCCUCGCCCAGGAGCAGAACGCCGUGGCUGGUUUCGGCGGCCCCGGUGGGCCAGGCGGCGAAGAGGAGCUGGGCCCCGCGAUGCAGGCCAUUGGCCGGAAGCUGAGCUUGAGCGACCUGUUUGGCGCGCAGAAUGGCCUCCAGGGUUAG